Messenger RNA from Penicillium soppii, 6450 nucleotides. Its product is annotated as putative ubiquitin-protein ligase E3 component (UBR1). The coding region runs from base 1 to 6450 and encodes 2149 amino acids. Gene Ontology annotation, cellular component: ubiquitin ligase complex; cytoplasm. The transcript has 2 exons. Gene Ontology annotation, biological process: ubiquitin-dependent protein catabolic process via the N-end rule pathway; protein ubiquitination. The record is from RefSeq and is a predicted model, not a curated record. Lineage: Eukaryota; Fungi; Ascomycota; Eurotiomycetes; Eurotiales; Aspergillaceae. Gene Ontology annotation, molecular function: ubiquitin protein ligase activity; zinc ion binding.
AUGCUUAUGCUCGAGGAAUGCUCGAAGCUCCUCGGCGAUGGUCUCCUGCGCUUGCCUAAGAAACACAGUUACCGUUAUGGCCCUGCGGCCGAAAGAGACCUACUAGAGUUGCUGUUCCGAUCGCUCGUGGGGCACAACAAUGAACUCCUGCAGCAACUGUUCCCAGAAGGCACCCCAGCAGGACUAUGGAAGCUGGCAGAAGCACAGGGUGCCCGGGAGGGAGCCGAAUAUAGCGAGGCAGCACGAGGCAAGCGUUGCGGCCAUAUCUUCCGAGCUGGUGAGGCCACAUAUCGAUGCGUAACAUGCGCUGCGGACGAUACCUGCGUACUGUGUAGUCGAUGCUUCGAUUCUUCCGACCACACAGGUCACCAAUAUCAAAUUUCGCUAUCCUCCGGGAACUGCGGCUGCUGUGAUUGCGGUGAUGACGAAGCAUGGAGGCUUCCACUUUUCUGUGCCAUCCAUACUGAUAGCGGCAACGCCAAGGGAAAAGAGCGAGCACAGCGAGAAUUGCCUUCUGAUCUUGUGGCCUCAAUUCGCUUGACCAUCUCACGUGCGCUCAACUAUUUCUGUGAUGUCAUUUCUUGCUCUCCGGAACAAUUGCGCUUGCCCAAGACUGUGGAGGGCAUUCGACAGGAUGAAGUCGAGUCUCGGCUGCGGCCUGAACAUUAUGGCGACGGCGAUGAAGCAGAGGAAGAGCCUGAGUUUUCGGUCAUGCUAUGGAAUGACGAAAAGCAUACUAUGCGUGAUGUUUCUCAUCAGGUUACCCGUGCUUGUCGUGAGAGAGAUAGCUUUGGUGUUGCGCGGGCUCAUGAAACGAACGACUUUGGCCGCAGUGUGAUCAAGUACUCCAAGGACCUCGAUAGGCUGUUGAAUGUUUCAAAAAUUAUCGAAGAUAUCAAGGUUACUGUGACGGUGCGUUCUUCGCGGGAUACUUUCCGCGAGCAGAUGUGUGCUACGAUAGUGGAAUGGUUGGCUGAUAUUGCCGGCUGUGAAAUUCUUGAGGACAACGAGAUCUUCCGACAAAUUAUUUGUGAAGAGAUGCUUGCCCCGUGGGAAAAAGGCAGCGGUGGCUACAAUGAAGAUAUCGGCAUGCAGGGUAUCGACGAUCACCAGAAGACUGAGAACCUACCAGGUCGCACCCUGUUGAUCAAUCUUCCUACGCAUGGUCAAGUCAUUUUGACCACCGAUGAUGACGAUCUUCUAGAAGAAGACGACGUGAUUGAUCAAGAGGAGGAUGAGGAUGAAGAUUAUGUUGAGGCUCAUGACGCCGACGACGAGGAUGACGACGAAAUGGAAAUGGAACUCACCCGUCUGCAAGCCGAACAGGAUGGUCAAGACGAUGACGAUGAGAUGGACCUGGAGGGUGCAGAAGAUGAGCUUGCCUUAGCCGAGCGCAUUCUCGCCAGUCUGAAUGGCCAGCCGCCACCUCCUCCUCGCCCAGCGCCCGCUCAGUCCGCAAACCGGGCCUCAGCCGAACGCGAACAGUCUGCAUCUCGGAGUCCUGCACCCGAAUCUGGUCCUCCUGGCUACAUCUCUAUCCCCAAAACCCCUGGCCCUACCUACAGCAGGCAGAGACCAUCCCUCACAGAGAAUCACUGGAAAGUGCGGCCACCUAUGCCUUCAGCGGGUGAGAAGGUGCCUCCUUACGAAGAUUUGUGGCAACGUACCCGCCUGGACUGGCUAGUGCUUUAUGACUUGCGCCUGUGGAAGAAAACACGAACUGAUCUGCGUGAUCUCUACAUUAGCACUGUUGUCAAUGUCCCCCAGUUCAAGCGCAUUAUGGGUCUGCGUUUGUCUGCGCUGUACACAGCCCUGGCCCAAUUGUAUCUUGUUGCAGACCGCGAGCCGGACCACUCCAUUGUCAAUUUGUCAUUGCAGCUUCUUACAACACCUUCCAUCACCGAAGAGAUUGUUUUACGAGGAAACUUUUUGACAAAGGUGAUGUCAAUCCUGUAUACAUUUUUAACAACGAGACAAGUGGGUGAACCCUCAGCCGUUGACCCCAAUGCCACAUUGGCGUUUGAUGCUGGCUCAGUCACCAACAGACGUCUCUACCACUUCUUCCUCGACCUUCGAUACCUUCUUCAAUCCGAAUAUGUCCAACAUCGUGUACGGACUGAAGACCAAUAUCUUCCUCAGUUCCUCGAUCUCGUCAAAUUGUCACAAGGCAUUUGCCCCAACGUCCGCGCUGUUGGCGAACACGUCGAGUACGAAACAGACGCUUGGAUCAGUGCCUCUAUUCUCAUGCGGGAGAUCAACCGGCUGUGCCGUCAAUUCUGCGAGGCUUUCCGCAACCCUGAAAUUGACGAUGGCGUGAAUCUACUUCGAGCGAUUAAAACAACAACCAGCACCGCGAUUAUUCAUUCCGCUGGUCUCGAACGCAAGCGGUUCGAUCAGGCAGAAAUCAAGGAGGAGCUUCGCUUCAAGCUGCUGCCACCUUUCGAUUUCGAAGUCGGCACCGCCGGCCAAGUCCCUUGUCACCGUGUAGUUGAGUUCGUGGUCGAGCGUGGAUCGAUCAGUUUCCACCAUGCGCUUCACUACACUUUGUCUUGGCUUGUUGAGUGCGGGCGAAAUAUCAGUAGCGACACAUUGCGCAGUGUUCUUUUCGAUGCUGCCAUCAACGCAAAGGGCAAGAUCGAAGCUGCCAAGGCUGCCAACUCUAGCAGCGUUGAUGAUGUUCUGCUUGCCCUCGGGCCGGAAGAUCUGCUUCUUGCCAUGUUCGACUAUCCGCUCAGAGUUUGCGCAUGGCUAGCACAGAUGAAGGCCGGAAUGUGGGUUCGCAAUGGUCUCAGUCUUCGUCAUCAGAUGUCCCAGUACCGCGGGGUCUCCUCUCGUGACUUUGCCUACUACAGAGACAUAUUCCUUCUCCAGACAGCUCUGGUGACUUGCGAUCCUAGCAGGGUUCUUGCCUCCAUUGCCCAUAGGUUUGGCAUGGUUGAGUGGAUGGCUCGUAACUACAUGCCUCGUCCUGGGUAUGAAGACACCCAGAUCGUGGACGUAGCAGAGGAGUUCGUCCACUUAUUGGUCAUUUUGUUGACCGACCGGACAUCUUUGACGGCCAUCGACGAUAGUACUCACUUAACACACGAGAACAUCAAGCGUGACAUCGCUCACGUCCUCUGUUUCAAGCCGCUCUCCUUCUCCGAUCUCUCGACCCGUCUGAGUGACAAGCUUCUAGAAUCUGACAUGUUCCAAGACGUGUUGGAAGAUGUUGCGAACUUCCGUCCUCCUGAGGGCUUGAGUGACUCUGGCACUUUCGAACUGAAGCCGGAACAUCUAGACCUUAUCGAUCCCUACAGUGCGCACUACACUAAGAACCAAAGAGAUGAGGCAGAAAACAUCUACAAGGAGUGGAUGGCAAAGAAGACAGGCAAGAAUGCCUCUGAUAUUGUCUUCGAGCCUAAGCUCCGGCCCAUCAGCUCCGGCGUGUUCUCUAAUCUCCCUCGGUUUGCUGGCACUAUGCUGUUUGCACAGAUUGUGCACCAAUGUCUGGAAUAUGUCAUUUCUUCAAAAGAGUGCACACCAAGCAUUCCACCCACCCGCGUUGAGACUUUCCUCCAAGUGAUUCUGCAUCUUAUUCUGGCUGCUGUUUUGGAAGAUGACUCUGAAGAGACUGAUAUGGUAGAAGAUCACUCUAACUCGUUCAACUGGAACGCUUUGUCCAAAGCACGAGAGAUCAAGGCAGGCAAUUUGACCAUCGUCGGGUUGCUAGAGAGAAUUUCCGUCACGACCGAAUUCUCAGCUUCUGGUCCUAAGAUUCGUCACAUUCUAAAACGUCUGUGGCAAAAGCGUCCUCGUACCUACUCUUCUGCAACUGCGUCUCUCAGGUUCCCCUUCGAUCGAAUCGACACCAACUCGCCUGCAAUCGAUGCGGACAAUGAUAGGGAGACCAAAAAGAAGCAGGCACUCGAGAGACAGGCCAAGGUCAUGGCCCAGUUCCAAGCUCAGCAGCAACAAUUCUUGACCCAACAGGGUAACAUUGAUUGGGGCGAGGAAGACUUCAGUGAUAUGGAGUCCGACGCGGAUGCUACCCCAGAGAAAAAAACAUGGAAAUAUCCAAGUGGGACUUGUAUCCUCUGUCAGGAAGAGACCAAUGACUCUAGACUAUAUGGUACAUUUGCGCUGGUUCAAGAUAGCACAAUCCUACGUCAGACUGAUAUCAGGGAUUCUGAUAGAAUUCGUGAGGUGCUCAGAACACCCUCGAGUUUGGAUCGAUCUGCUGAGGAAAUGCGGCCAUUUGGUGUUGCUGGAGAGAACCACACUACGAUCAAGCGUCUGGACUCUUCUGGUGGUGAGGUAAUUAGCGAGAAGAUUGGGCUGAGCAAAGGAUUCAACCCCAAGAGCACCCUUCGUGGACCCGUGACUACAGGCUGUGGACACAUCAUGCAUUACUCCUGCUUUGAGCAAUACUAUGGAGCAACGCAAAGACGCCACACUCAACAAAUUGCACGCCAGCACCCCGAGAACACAACCCUCAAAGAGUUCGUCUGUCCACUCUGCAAGGCUCUUGGAAACGCAUUCCUUCCCAUCACUUGGAAGGGCAAGGAGGAGUCUCCUCUUCUCCCGCUUGGUCCUGCCGACUCGUUUGAUCAGUGGAUCGAUUUAGGCCUGAAACAUGCCUUGAACCAACAGCAAAACUUCCCAGUCUUGAUGGAGAAAGAAAAGGCCUAUUCUCAGCCAUACACUGACCUGUUCAUUGAUUAUCUCUCCAAGUCUUUGGUUCCACCGCUUUCCACCAAGAUUGAUCAGCUGAUGGCGUCGGCUUUCCCGGCAAGCGCGGCUGCGCAGUACAUUACAUCUGCGCGCAUGCCCAUGCCAGGAAUCUUCCCUCCUACCGAAGAUCUCUCGCCAUCCAGCCCUCUUCAACAGUUGUCAAGUCCCUCGGAUAGUUCCAUGUCAGAGUUGCUCCAGAUCUACAGGCGUCUCAAGAAGACUUUGAAUACUAAUCAUGUCACCUCGUCAUUCAACAACACUACCGAAGCGAAUAACAGCGAUGACCUUGUGCAUACCGAUUCUUUGAUUCGAAGCUUCGGUUUCAGCAUCGCUGCUGUGGAGAUCGCGCAGCGUGGUGUCGAGUCCGAGCCUGGCUCUACAUUGCUGGAUAAGAUUCCCCCGCUGACAUUAACGCAUUUACGCGUUCUGUCGGAGACUGCGUUGACAUAUGCUGCUGUUGGAUGUCUUCACUCAACUUCAACAUCUAAGACUCGCCCAACCAACGAGUUCCAUGAGAUGCACCGACAGAAAAUCUGCCAGCUGCUUGCCGGUCACCCUUGCUUGAGUGGGACGCCGUUGCUCAACGAUGUUCGCAAUAUUGAGCCCCUGCUCGCAGUUGAUACUUUUGUCUUCCUCGCGGAGUCUUCAUUGUCUUUGCUUCCCGUUCUUCACAUCGAUAUCCGUCACCUGGUGCACAUGUGCUUCGUGGCUGAAAUUGUCAAGGUUGCUGUUACUUUUGUUCUUUGGCCACUGGGCUUGAAGGAGGAGCUUGUGAAUCACCCAGAGGACCAUGUUUCGCAGGCCAACAAUCUUUCUGAAGAGCAAUUUGGAGUAACGAAACAGUUCUUUGACUCUAUUGUCGCUGAACUAAAGGCCAACUCCGUCGGCCGCGCUGAAGGUUCUUCCUUCCCCGCCGAGAGUGGUUACGUCAAAGAUGGAGAGGAAACUGCGACGGCCGGGAUUAUUGCUGCUGUGCGUCGACUUGUCAUGAGCUACGGCUUGGCUUUCCUGCGCAAGGCAGUUAUUCUUCUCCACGUUCAGCACGGCGUGGAGUUCCCUAACACCGGUUUCGACAUCGAGUCAACCGAGCUUGAGCGACUCACCAAGGCCCUCCACCUGCCUUCCAUCGACGAGAUCCUCAUGUCUGUCAAGCCUGCACGCAAGAGCAACAGUCCCUUCGAUGCGGUCAUUUCGGGGUGGAUCUUCCACUGGAAUGCCUCGCGCUCAGGUAUCCGCUUCGAAGACCACCGACUCUGGCCCAGUCUGUCCCACCCUGCCAUCUUCGAGCUUGUCGGUCUGCCCAAGUACUUCGAUAACCUGAUCGAAGAAGCAAACCGUCGCCGUUGCCCGAACUCCAAGAAGGAGCUCAGCGACCCCAGCAUUUGUCUGUUCUGUGGAGAAAUUUUCUGCUCGCAGGCUGUUUGCUGUAUGACAAACAAGCUCGGUGGCUGUAACCAGCAUCUUCAAAAAUGCGGCAAGAACAUCGGUCUAUUCAUCAAUAUUCGCAAGUGCACCGUCCUCUACCUCCACAACACAAACGGAUCCUGGCACUACGCGCCCUACCUCGACCGCCACGGCGAAGUCGACCCCGGUCUCCGCCGUAACCGUCAACUCAUCCUCAACCAGAAACGGUACGACAGGCUCCUGCGCGAUGUUUGGCUGUCUCACUCCAUCCCUGCUACGAUCAGUCGUAAGCUGGAAUCGGAGAUUAACAAUGGCGGUUGGGAGACUAUCUAA